UCCUGGCUCUAGAGUGUUCUUCACUCACUUAGUGCUUUAAAAGUUUGUAAACUCUAUUCCAGCUGAAGCACGGAAGCUGAUGUGACUAGCAGCUUUGCUGCAGGGACUGACAAAGCUCAGCCGACUGCUUGAUUUUCUUUCUUCCCUGCCUGCUACAGCCUUCCUAGUAACAGGAUCCCUGUGAUUAUGCUCCCUUCAGUGAACAGGGGUUAUUGUUUAGCAUUUCUGAGUUUCUCCCUUUUUGGACUGCUGGGGCAGCUCCUACAUGUUACCCAUGGGAUCCCGAUGGAAGACCAGGAUUACUAUCUGCAGGAAAUUAUGAACAGGGAGCAUUACUAUUCUUUCUCGGAAUCAGAGGCUAUUGUAAGUAAUACCCAAGCAUCUGAGCAACUAGGAAAUACUGAGGAACACUUCAAACCCAAAGCAGGAAAGAAUGAGUUAAAAAUCCAUAAAGAGAAAGAGACAGAUAAAUCCACUACUGAAAAUACAGCAGGUAAAAAUGGAAGCAAGAAAGCUGACAAGAAUAAAAAAAGUAACAACUGGAAAACUCCUAAUGAGAGUCAUGAAAGAGAGACUCAUCAUGAAGUUGUUAAAGAAGAAUGCCCCCCAUUAGGUCUUGAGACCCUCAGGAUUGAUGACUUUCAGCUUCAUGCAUCAACUGUCAAACGUUAUGGCCUGGGAGCACAUAGAGGACGGCUUAAUAUUCAGGCUGGAAUUUAUGAGGAUGAUUUUUACGAUGGAGCAUGGUGUGCAGGAAGAAAUGAUCCCCUCCAGUGGUUUGAAGUAGAUGCAAGGAGGCUAACUAAGUUUACUGGAGUCAUCACUCAAGGCCGAAACUCCCUCUGGCUGAGUGACUGGGUAACAUCAUUCAGAGUGAUGGUCAGCAAUGAUAGCCACACAUGGAUAACAAUUAAAAAUGGAACAGAGGACAUGAUAUUUGAAGGAAAUCAUGAAAAAGAAGUGCCUGUCCUUAACGAGUUCCCAGAGGCUUUGGUUGCCCGAUAUAUUCGUAUAAAUCCAAGAUCUUGGUAUGAAAAUGGAAGCAUUUGCAUGAGGGUGGAGAUCUUAGGCUGCCCCUUACCAGAUCCAAAUAAUUAUUAUCACAGAAGAAAUGAAAUCACUACCACAGACAAUCUGGACUUCAAGCACCACAGUUACAAAGAAAUGCGGCAGCUAAUGAAAGUUGUAAAUGAAAUGUGUCCCAACAUCACAAGAAUUUACAACAUUGGCAAAAGUCACAAUGGACAGAAGCUCUAUGCCAUUGAAAUUUCUGACAACCCUGGAGAGCAUGAAGUAGGAGAACCUGAGUUCCGUUAUUCUGCUGGAGCACAUGGUAAUGAAAUUUUGGGCCGUGAGCUACUUCUACUCCUAAUGCAGUUCAUGUGUCAAGAGUAUCUAGCUGGAAAUCCAAGAAUUAUUCACCUGGUGGAAGCAACCAGGAUCCACCUCCUACCAUCCAUCAACCCAGAUGGUUAUGAUAAAGCUGCAGAAGUGGGUUCUGAGCUUGGAGGAUGGUCUUUGGGCCGUUGGACCCAGGAUGGUAUUGAUAUAAACCACAAUUUCCCAGACCUGAACUCAAUUCUUUGGGAAGCCGAAUCCAGGAAGUGGGUGCCAAGGAAACCUUCCAAUCAUCACAUACCCAUUCCAGAAUGGUAUCUUUCAGAGAAUGCUACAGUAGCAGCUGAAACACGGGCAGUCAUUGCCUGGAUGGAGAAGAUUCCGUUUGUCCUUGGUGGGAAUCUGCAAGGAGGAGAGUUGGUUGUGACAUACCCAUAUGACAUGAGUCGAACACAAUGGAGUACUAAAGAGUAUACUCCCACACCUGAUGAUCAUGUUUUUCGAUGGCUUGCUUUCUCCUAUGCCUCAACACACCGUCUGAUGACUGAUGCUAGCCGGAGAGUCUGCCACACUGAAGACUUUGCUAAAGAGGAUGGCACCAUUAAUGGAGCUUCCUGGCAUACAGUUGCUGGAAGUAUGAAUGAUUUCAGCUACUUGCACACCAAUUGCUUUGAACUGUCGAUGUACGUGGGUUGUGAUAAAUUCCCUCAUCAAAGCGAGCUGCCACAAGAGUGGGAAAACAACCGUGAAUCACUGAUUGUGUUUAUGGAACAGGUGCACAGGGGUAUCAAAGGUGUUGUAAGAGACAUACAGGGAAAGGGCAUUCCUAAUGCGAUUGUAGCUGUGGAAGGAAUCAAUCAUGAUAUUCGAACAGCUGCUGAUGGAGACUACUGGAGACUCCUUAAUCCAGGAGAGUAUAAAGUCACAGCAAGAGCAGAGGGAUACUCCUUAGCCACUAAAGUCUGUGAAGUGGACUAUGAAAUGGGAGCUACACAGUGUGACUUUUUUCUUAGGAGAACCAACAUGUCUCGAAUCAGAGAGAUCAUGGAAAAGUUUGGAAAACAGCCUAUUUAUUUGUCUGCUAAACAAGUCCGACACAGAGCGGCACAAAGACGUCGACAUAUCUGAAUUCUUCUACAUUCUUUGUUAUGACAAAAUGAAAUAUAAAAAAACAUAAUAAUGUCUCUUAUAUGCAUACAGUGGUGCUUGAAAGCAUUUGGACCUUUCAUUUACCAGGCCUUACAAGAACAAGGUAAAAAAUAUAUUAAAUUCGAUUUUAAUAAAGAUAUCUGAAUGUUGGGCACACAUUUUGUUUUAUUAUUAUGUUAAGUUAACAGAAACUCAACGAUUUUUGUGUGCAAAAGUAAUUAAGUUCAAAAAGCAAAGGUUCAAUCUUUAGGCAUUAUUACACCUACUAAAUAUGUACUAUAGUUAUUGAUUAGUCUUUCACAUUUCCUUGGGUUUUGAUUUUUGUUUUCCUUCUUCUUUUCAACCUAAUUUAUUUGGUCCAGAAUAAGCACUUGUCUUGCAUGAUUAGUCUUUCUGCAUCAUGUCUACCAAGUUGAAAUGACUGGCCAACUUGAAAAUAUGCAAUUUCUUUUUUGAAAUUCAUAUUUUUUAUAUUUGUGAGAGUGCUGUAGAUUAUUGUCGCUCUAUAGGACUAUCUUUUUGCAUACUUUUUCAACCCAUGAGUGAGAGCUUGAUGUUCUUCUCCAGAAUAUGGUCUGACUCUGAAAUUUGUGUGCCAUCAGUGAUGCCCAGAUAUUUGACAGGAAAACCAAUCCAAGUGCUAACAAUUUCUACCAUCAUUCUUGACAGUGUAUAUAAGUUUUUUUGUUUUUUUUUUUUUGCUCUUUGCAGUGUAAGUUUUCUGUUGAACUUUUAUAAUUUGUCCUGUGACACAAUUGUUUUGUGAACAUUUUUAUUGUUUUUAAAGAAAAACGGGAACAGGCAAAUGAAAAAUAUAACAAAUAUCAAAAAGAUCUUUGACUUAAAAUUUCAACUUUAGACUUGUCCUUAUAGAGAAAAGUGUUAAAAAAUCUACAGAAUCCCCAUGACUGACUUUCAGACUUAAUUUGAGCAGUGAUAUUGUUUUCUGAGAUUAAUAAAUUUCUCCAAGCUACACUCCAUUGAAUGCCACAGCUGUUUAGUUGGUCUUAAAUACUGGAUGAUUGAUUUAUUUAACCACAGCUGAUGGUGACUACUUGAAACUCCUAAAUCCUAGAGUGGAGAAUGAAAAUAAGAACAAGGAUCUAAGGAUAUUCCUCAUCCACCAAAGUCUGUAAACCAGACUGUGAAAAGGGAACCACAAAGUGUGAACCGAAGGUAUGUUUUUGAAGAACAAACCUGAAAAUCACCUGAAGCAAGACAUUCUGAAGAUCAAUGCAUGUAGAGCAGGAGCUCUUUUGGACAUCAUAUGCAAUAGUUUUCUGUGCACUUACAUAUCUAGCUACCUUUGUCUUAAAAUUUCUAUAUUUGUAGACUGACAUAUACUCCAAAAUUUUUGCUGUAGCUUUAUAAACAUUUCUUGACUGAUGAACCAUUGCAGAACUCACUGAGAUUAGCUGUGGUCUUUUUAGAUUGUGGCAUAUAUUCCAAGACCAAAUUGAUUGUUAAGUGGAGUGCUUCUCAAACUGUACUUUGGUGCUUGGCUCUAUGAUUGGUUCAUUUGUUACCCAAUUAUUUUAACACACAGUUAUACUUGCCUAGUUGAUUGAGCUAAUGAGCAAUGUAUUUUGCUUACUUUUGCACACAAGAUAAGUCUUAUUUAUAUCAUAAUUAUUAUUUUUAUGUUGCAUUUAUCUAUAUAAAACAAUAUACAUAAUGUUUGAUUAAAGCCUAAAGACUAAUUUUGCAUAAACAUUAAUUUCUUAUUUAAAAAAUUAUAAGAGGGGUUCACAAGCUUUCAAGCAGUAGGAUGGAUAGAUAAACAGAAAGAUGCAUUGUAGAAUUCUAACAAAUUAAUGAAUGAAGCAGAGUCAUCAAAGUGUAUGAGUGAUCAUUUAAAGAAAAAAAGUAUCAUGGUAAUACAGAAAUAAGGUGAAAAAAACACAAGGCCUAUACAUGCCUUACCUUCAACAGAAGUAGAAUACAAACUAAAGAAUGCUUAAAAACAGUCAGCAGAUAGGGGUAACAUCUUUUCAGUCAAAUUCUCUUUAAGCAUGUAGAAUUAAUGUUAUAAUCAUGCAUUUAUAAUUACUUUGGACUGAAGUAGAAUUGCAUUGUGGAUAAACAAUUUGACCAGUUAGAUCUCAUUUACCAACCAGAGCAACUCAUGUUACACUCAAAACCAUAAUAUUUUGAUUUUAAGGAAAGUGGGUUUUCUUAGAACGAUCUUCUGUAUAUCUUCAGCCAGAAACAGCACAGUUGGGAACAUGGGCCCUCUAGUGGGGAAGAGGUCUUUCCACUUUUGAUGUCCUUCACUUGAUUCCAUUUUGUUUUUCCAUAGCAAACAGUCAGUCAGCCUAGACAGCAUGUGACCUUUAGCAUCCUGGAGGAAAACGGUCAGCUUCCACUCUAGUCAGACUUCUCUCUCUCAGUCUGUCUGUCAGGUAAACCUGCCUAAUGUUUUUAAGGCAUGCACAGGGUGAUGCCCUUCUUUCUCUUCUGUCAUGGCAGCGUGUUACUGCCAUCAUUAGCUCCUCUCAGUCUGCUGGGGUUUUGCUAGGUCUUGUUCCAUGUCAUUUUUUCUAUCUGAAGCAUUCAGUCUUCAAUGUCACCUAUUGCCACGGUUAUACAUCCAUUUCACCCUUAGUAUUAAUAUUAUACCCUGAUUUCUUCAUGCACACUAUGACAUUUUAGCUUUGACAAUAUACUUAAGGGAAUACUCCAACCAACCAUAAUGUUUUUUUAAUGUUACCUCAUUUCUGGUCAAAGCCCAUAUGGAAUCCUUUUGGCCCUAUGCUUGACUAAACAUAAACGGUGCCCAGCUGUGUCCUUAGCAAAUUCAGUAUUUUUAGACUUUGGGAACCAAUCAGGGAUUGGGGUGGCUUCUCAGUGUACAGAGCACACGCCCCUUGAGUUAACAAAAUGGCAGCCAUCAGUGUCUAUAGCGGGGUGGGGUGGGGAAAGUGUGGGUAGGGGAUUCCGGAGCAUGUACCUCUUGAGUUACAUGAACAGGUUCCUUAGUGUCUAAACGAUGUUCCUUAUCUCCCCUUAACUUUCAAGAACUUUGGUGGCAGUGCCCUAGGCGGCUGCCUGUGUUUCCUAAAAGAUUGUCCAGCCCUAACUUACCCCAUAUACAUUGAAAGUGGUGACCAAAAAAAUGUUUUUGUCCAGAAUGGAGAGAAAAGGUUUGACCUAAUAGAAGUUGAUAACUCUGUAGAAUGACAAUGUAAAAAAAGUGGAAAAAAGCAAAAAAAAAAAUCACAUGUUACUUGUGUUACAUAAUUCCCAUAUCAGUUAUCCAGUCACAUGUACAAAAUGAGCAAAACACAUGUUUUUUUGCUAAAAUAUUCUUAAAUAGUUCCUGAAUUAUCUGUGCACAUCAUAAACAGGAAACCUAAAGCUUUAUGGGAAUGCAGUCUGACCUCCAAAUGUCACACAAAAAGAUUAGUAAAGUAUAUCAAAUACCAAAUAACAUUUUGACUUAAAGACCCACCUUUGCCCUCAUUUACUGCUCAAGAAUCCUGUCUUUGUUAUUCACAUUCUUUGCUGCUGUAAAACAUAUUUAUUGGUUUCUAUUAUGUCAUAAACUUUUUUGUCUCCAUUCUGCAUGAAAAAAUGAGAUUAAGAAUUUUGAAAUAGCCACCACAGCAAAGUACAUGGUGUAUUUAAGAUAUAAAAAAUAUAAUUUUAGGGAGAAGUAUUUCUUUAAUGCAUUUUUAUAAAUUAAAAAUGUUAGGUUUUCAAAUCAAAAUGAGUAAACAAGCUAUUGUAUGGCAUAGCCCAUUUGUCAUUUACUGUAUAUAUCACUAACUCAAUUGCAUCUUUAAAUUCAAAUAUCAAACAGCUCUUAUAGCAUCAUCACUGUCCUCAACUUUUCCUUGACGUACUCCACCCUGUCUGUUGUUCGGCCCCAGUCAUACCUUUCAUGAGUGAUGUGUUUUUGAGCACAAUAUCACAAAUGUCUAGGCAUUAUCUGAGUCCAUUUGGUCCAUUCUCAAUACAAAACAAAUAGGUCAGCUGGUAUUAUGCAUCAAGUGCACUAAUCCUGCAAUGUAUGGCCCUUACAAUUAUACUUUGUUAAGAGCACUCUUUUUAGAUUCUCUCUGUUAACUGUAUACCCCUGAUCUGUUAGCACCUGCCCACUGCUUUAUAAAUCAUUACCUACAUAAAUAGUGCUGUCAUUCCAAUACAUGGAAAAGACGUGUGCUUAAAGAAAUUGCUAUAACUUUUAAGUAAGGAGCAGCCUUAUAACUGCAUCUCACUCAUACCUAAAGCCCCUUCAGAGAAAGCAAUCACAUUUACGAGAAAGUUCAGGUUUAAAAUUAUGAUUCACUGCCUCAACUGGUUCCACCAGAUAAAUAAAGUUAAAAAUGCACAGUCUUCACUAAAUCCCUGAUAUGAUUUUCUAACUUAAUUUUACAGUGCACUAUGUUAAUCUGACACAAAGUAAUUUGGUUAUCUUUUAAAUCAGAUGAUGAUUUUGCCCCUUUGCUUGUUAUUUUGCAUGAAUCACAGUGGAUUCUUGUACACACAUGUUUGACUUUGAUAAACACUUUGCUUUACACGUGGAAAAAAUGAAUAUAGCAAGCAAAUCAAAUGAAUGAAACAUACCAAUAAAUUCAACUGGUACAAAUCAUACUGUUGAGUAGAAUGAUUCUGUUAAUGUAGUGAGUAGUGAAGUGGUUGGAAAUCUCUCAUUUAAAUAAGAUGUGCAAAUCAAAUGUUGUGGUUUUGCAGCUAAUUAAAGAUAAGUGUUUAUUUAUAGAGUAAAAAAAACAGAUGUUAAAUAGUUUUUAAUUUAUAAUAAAAAUAAAGUGUCACUAUUGCUCUUACCAGGAACAAAUGGGACAGAGCCACACCCAGGGCCAUCUUAACGCAUGGGCACACUGGGCAGUUGCCCGAGGCCCCACCAACAUAGAGACUAUAAAGCUGUUAAGAUGGCCCUGGCCACACCUUAUAUUCACCUGCAAUAUGGUGCAUUACUUAAACUAAUUAAACUAUAGAAAAAAUCCAUUGCAGCCUUGCUGGAAUUUGAAUUUUUAUACAAAAAUGUUUAAAAAGAAAUAUAUCUCAAAACUACAGAGAAAAGCCAAGCAAAAUGACACCUUUU
Molecule: messenger RNA, 7555 nt
Organism: Polypterus senegalus (gray bichir)
Lineage: Eukaryota; Metazoa; Chordata; Cladistia; Polypteriformes; Polypteridae
Product: inactive carboxypeptidase-like protein X2
Exons: 14
Coding region: 187-2466 (759 amino acids)
Biological process (GO): proteolysis
Molecular function (GO): zinc ion binding; metallocarboxypeptidase activity
Source: RefSeq, a predicted model, not a curated record